This is a messenger RNA of Lucilia sericata (common green bottle fly), 4492 nucleotides long. RefSeq names its product protein transport protein Sec31A (gene Sec31). Gene Ontology annotation, biological process: COPII-coated vesicle cargo loading; endoplasmic reticulum to Golgi vesicle-mediated transport; endoplasmic reticulum organization. NCBI's taxonomy places the organism in Eukaryota, Metazoa, Arthropoda, Insecta, Diptera, Calliphoridae. The coding region runs from base 337 to 4401 and encodes 1354 amino acids. The record is from RefSeq and is a predicted model, not a curated record. The transcript has 12 exons. Gene Ontology annotation, cellular component: endoplasmic reticulum exit site; COPII vesicle coat. Gene Ontology annotation, molecular function: protein binding; structural molecule activity.
AUUUUAUUUUACUUUGUGCCUGAGAACAACGAGAAAAAAUAUACGUCGGCAGAUUAUUUGUAUUAUUUUUUAAACAAUUUAUAACUAUUAAAUUGUAUUAAAAACCAAUAAUUGUUAAUUUAAAAGGUAGUUUUAUAAGUAAAUAAUAAUUAUUAAUAAAAUAGUGUUUAGUAAAUAAACAAUACAAGCAAAAACAAGCAAGUUAACUAAAUAAAACAGAAAAAAACCAAUGACGAAAGAGAAACAAGAAAAUUGAUGACGGGGACAUUUUUAAUUGGUGCCAGCAAUAAACAGAUUUUUUUCUUUUCUUUAGUUGUGUGGGAAUAGAGAUACAAAAUGAAAAUCAAGGAGUUACAGAAGACAGUAAACAUAGCCUGGUCACCGUUGCCGCAACAUCCCAUUUACUUGGCAGCCGGUACUGCAGCCCAACAAUUCGAUUCCAAUGUUAAUUCUAGCUUGGAAAUAUAUUCUACCAAUUUUAGCGAUCCCAGCUAUGAUUUGGAGCUUAAAGCCUCAGUGCCCAGUCAGUAUAGAUUUCAAAAACUGAUCUGGAGUCCCACGGGCUAUGGUAGCACUCAUGAUAAUGGUUUAAUAGUGGGUGGCUGUGAGGGUGGCCAUGUUAUGAUUUAUUCUCCAGCCAAAAUGUUGGCUAAUGAAGAGGGUCUUAUAGCACGCCAGGAUAAACAUACUGGACCGGUUAGUGGUUUGGACUUUAAUCCCUUCCAAACGAAUCUCUUGGCUUCUUGUGCUUCCGAAUCGGAAAUUUUCAUUUGGGAUCUUAACAACACCACCACCCACAUGAAUCCCGGCACUAAAACCCAACCCUUUGAAGACGUCAAAAAUGUGUCGUGGAAUCGUCAGGUGCAACAUAUUUUGGCUUCUGUAUUUAGUUCUCGUUGUGUUAUCUGGGAUUUGCGUAAAAGUGAACAAAUUAUCAAAUUAUCGGAUACACAAUCCCGUGUACGUUGGCAUGCCAUACAAUGGCAUCCGGAAGUGGCUACACAGGUGUGGUUAGCUUCGGAAGAUGAUCAGGCACCCGUGGUACAACUAUGGGAUUUACGUUAUGCCACUGCUCCCGCUAAAACUAUGCAAAUACAUCAACGCGGCAUGUUGGGCAUGUCCUGGUGUCCUCGUGAUAUUGAUUUAAUGGUUUCUUGCGGUAAAGAUAAUCGCAUAUUCUGUUGGAAUCCCAAUACUCAAGCCUCAGAAGGUGAAAUACUAUCCGAAGUGGCUACCACAGCUACUUGGUAUUCAGAUGUACAAUGGUGUCCCAGAAAUCCAGCGCUUAUAGCCAGUUCCAGUUUGGAUGGUAAUGUUUCCAUCUAUUCUUUAUUCGGUGGUGUUCAACAACAAGUACAAACUGCCAAUAAAAUCGCCGAUUCUUUUCCCGGCAUGGAUCAAUUUGCUCAGGCUCCCAUGCCUCAGCAAACUGCGCCAGUGGUUUAUCAUGAUUUGAAGUAUGCUCCUAAAUGGAUUAAGAAACCAUGUGGUGUUACAUUUGGGUUUGGUGGCAAAUUGGUUUCUUUCAACAAUAAAUCCAAAACUAUCAAUAUUUCUCAAGUUACCACUGAACCCGUAUUAGUGGAAAAAGCUAAAGCUUUGGAAAAAUCUCUUAGUGAAGCCAAUUUUAUAGAGUAUUGUCGUCAAAAGGCCGAUGAAAUGACUGAUCAAAAUGGCCGUUAUUUAUGGUAUUUCAUUAAAGCCAAUUUUGAACGUAAUCCUAAAGAAGAAAUUCUUAAUUUAUUAGGUUUCAACAAAGAAGACAUUGAUAGCAAAUUUUCAAAAUAUGUACCCGAAGAGGAUACCACACAGCAAAACCAAGAUUUGGAUCAAUUAAACAAUCGUAUGGCUCAGUUAACACAUCAACAGUUUGAUAAUAAUACUGUAUUUGAUGGCAUAGCUGCUGCCCAAAAGGAUUUAAAUAAUAGUGAAGAUGUUCAGAAACCUUUGCCGCAAUUUAAAAUACCCAACGGGGAACAUGCCGACAGCCUUAUUACCGAAGCUAUACUUACUGGCAAUCUCGAGGCUGCUGUACAUUUAUGUCUUAAUUCUCAACGUACCGCUGAAGCCUUUAUUAUCGCCUCUACAGCUGGCAUAGAAUUCUUAACGAAAAUCCAGAAUAACUAUUUGCAGGAGCAACAAAGUGAAUUAUCAAAUGUUAUUUCCGCUCUAAUAACACGCGAUUGGAUGGACUUUGUUACCCGCUGUACCAUCGAUUCCUGGAAAGAGGCUUUAGUGGCCGCUCUUAAGCAUAGUGAACGUAAAGUGGUGGAUAUUUGUGAAAAACUAGGUGAUCGUCUAUUAAAUGAGUCUUCCUCGACGGGCAACUUGGAGUAUACACGUAAUGCUAUGUUGUGUUAUAUAUGUGCUGGUAAUAUCGACAAAUUGGUGAUGGCCUGGUAUCAAUUGAAACAAUUGGAAAAUCAAAAUACAAAUUAUAAAUUAAAUACCGAAGAAUUACAAGAAUUGGCGGAGAUUGUAAUGUUAAUGAAUAAGUCGUUGGAGGAACAGGGUAUAGCUGUUGAAUUGAAUAGUAAAGUGGCUGAUUUUAUUAAGGAAUAUGGUGGUUUACUAGUGGCUCAAGGUGCUUUCACCGCCGCCUUGGCUUAUAUAAUGGAAAUUAAAGCAUCAGCUACACAUCCCGAUUUGGAUGAUUUAAAACAGAGAAUUUAUAGUAUUGUACAACCAGCUACAGCAAAACCAGCUCAGGCUACAAUGCCACAACAAAAUGUAUAUCAAAGGCAACAGCAACAGCCUAGAGGUUCAUUUUCAGCUAUGCCUGGCUAUGCAACAGCAGCUCCUUUGCAGCCCACAGUGCCAAUGAGCAAUCCUUAUGCACCACCAGCAGCUGCCAAUAAUUGGAAUGCCAAUCCUGUAAAUAAUCCCAUGGCCCCACCAUAUGCCACACAACCCUUGGCAGCAAAUACUGUAGCACCCCCUGCUCCUCCUACUUUAUUUAAUCCAGCCACAGCUAUGCCAGCUGCUGUAAAGCCACCUGUUAAUGAAAACUUAGCACAGCCACCACGUCCACUCAGUACUGCCAGUUCACAAGGUGGCACUACUUCGGGAGGCGGUUUAGCUUCUAGAUCCAAAUAUGUAUUAGAUCCCUCUGUAGCGCCUGCUGGUCCUAUGGGUGGUUAUGGCAAUACUUAUAAUCCAGCACCUGCACCACAACCUCCUGUACCCAAUUCCUUUAAUACCACACCAUUUAAUGCUAAUCCCAUGGCUGGCUCGAAUGCUCCUUCCAUAAUGCAGCCAACAUUUAAUCCCACACCCUUCAGUAAUAAUUCCUACAUGCCAGGAGUAGCCCCCAUUGAAACAGCUCAAGCUGUAGUACCACCACCACCCAUGCAAACUAUACAACGUAAUCCUACUCCACCACCAGGAUGGAAUGAUCCUCCAGCUUUAAAAACUAGACAGAAUAUGUUUUUCUUCUCCCAGACAAAAAAUGAAAUGUCUGCUCGACAUGCGGGCACCCGCAAAUGGCAAAAGAUUAUUAAUCAUGAAAAGGACUCUGCAAUUGUUAACAAUAAUAAUCUAUAUAAUGAUUUUAAUUUAUUAAAUACAAAUUUUAGCAAUGAUUUCAAUACUUCUACUACUACUUCUAAUAAUUUUCAAAACUCUUCACUUUAUCAGCCCAAAAAAGUUGAUAACACCUCAACUGCUGCGGCUCCUAUUACUCAUCCUUUGUUUGGUGUUGAUCCCAAUCAAAAUCAAAAUGGUUAUAUGGAUCCUAAUGCUCAUUAUCAACAACCUGGUAUGCCACCACCAACUUCCCAAACUGGUCUACCACCACAAGCUAACAUUUUAAAUCCCCAACAACCACCUAUGAUGGGUGGCAGCUCGUAUUAUAAUCCUGCUAAUCAAAUGCAAAACAAUAAUUUACCCCAACAACCCAUGAAUUUUCAAACUUCAGCUAUACCCUCUCAACAGCAGCAACAACAACAGCUACCAGCUUGGCAAAAUCAACCCACUCAGCCGGGCAUGAUGGGUGGUUAUCAGGAGCAAGCGGCUCAGACUCAAACACAUAGACAGCCAGAACCGCCUAAGGAGAAGCCACCACUACCAGAAGAAUACAUUUAUUUGCAGACUGUACUCGAAGAGCUGAAGACAAAUUGUUUGAAUGCUGCCAAUGAUCCGCGUACUAAACGUAAAUUUGUGGAUGUCAACAAGCGUUUGGAAAAUCUCUAUGAUUGUCUAAGAGAUGGACGUCUUAAUCCCGCUACAAUUGAGGCAUUAAAUCAAAUCAUACAAUUUCUACAAAUCGGUGACUAUGGCAAUGCAUUGCAGGUUCAUACUCAAAUCGCUUUCGGUUCGGACUUUUCACAAUGUGCUGGUUUUAUGCCGGGCCUUAAGGUACUCAUACAAUCGGCCAACGAAUUACAAGUGUAUUUACGAUAGAUUGUAAAACUUGUUACGAAACUAAUAUCAACAAAAAGAAUGUUCUACUAACUAUAAACUUAUAAAAUUAAUUCAUUCAUUAAAAAAAAAA